Metopolophium dirhodum (rose-grain aphid) is the source of this 5487-nucleotide messenger RNA. RefSeq names its product DNA-directed RNA polymerase III subunit RPC1 (gene Polr3A). Bases 264 to 4433 code for a protein of 1389 amino acids. NCBI's taxonomy places the organism in Eukaryota, Metazoa, Arthropoda, Insecta, Hemiptera, Aphididae. Gene Ontology annotation, molecular function: DNA binding; DNA-directed RNA polymerase activity. Gene Ontology annotation, biological process: DNA-templated transcription. The transcript has 27 exons. The record is from RefSeq and is a predicted model, not a curated record.
UAUGAUUUAAAUCGUGGUCUCUACACUACUAUAAUAAUGUGUAAUACCGCCUCACACAUGUCAAAUUAAAUUUUUUAUAUUUUGACACGAGCACACGUCGUAAGUCGUAACACUGAAUUGCGAGUUUGGGACGUUGGAUUAUGAUUUGACAGCAUAUAAUAAUUUUAAUAUCUACGGAUUUGGCUACAGAGGUAAAUCAAAAUUCAAAAAUCAUUCGAUCCGGUGGAACAUUUGAAAUAGAAAUUCUUAAGCCGGUAACGAACAUGGUUAAGGAACAAUACAGGGACACGGAUGGGUCGCGUAUUAUAUCGAAGAUCAGCUUUACCGUCGACAAUCCUCAAGAUAUCCAGAGGAAGUCGCAUUUGUGCAUAAAUACAAGAAAUCUAUAUGCCAUAAACAAUAACAAUGCGUCACGUACACCGCAUCCGUAUGGAGUGCUCGAUCACAAAUUGGGAGUUAACCAAAAGGACGCGACAUGUAUGACUUGUAACAAGGGAUUGAACGACUGUCCAGGACAUUUGGGCUUCAUAGACCUGCAAUUACCAGUUUUCCAUGUUGGAUUUUUCAGUUCAGUUAUAACAAUAUUACAGACAAUUUGUAAAAAUCCUUUUUGUGCUAAAGUGUUAUUAAACGAAGAAGAUCGUAUGUUUUUUUAUACAAAGUUGAGAAACAAGAAUUUAACAUAUACAAUGCGCAAAAAAGUUUUUAAAGAAGUCCACGCCAAGGCAAAAAAGGUGCAGAUAUGUCCGUUUUGUAGUGACAUUGUGGGACAAGUGAAAAAAAAUGGUAUAUUAAAAAUAUCAUACGACCGUUAUAGAUAUAAAAAACCUGGCACGGAAGCUGAAAGUAAAUUAUGUGCUUUGAAUGGUGUGGUAAAAUAUAACAAAGAAGUUGAAUCCAUGAGAAAUUAUCUAUUUAAUGAGAACCUUAAUCCUCAAGAAGUAUUGCGUCUAUUGUUAUCCAUACCUUAUGAAGACAUUAUAUUGUUGGGUAUGAAUCCUGAGGUAUCAAAUCCUGGAUGGUUGUUAAUGACAAGAAUGUUAGUACCUCCAAAUUGUAUUCGUCCAUCAGCUGUUUCUGAUAUACGAUCCGGAACAAAUGAAGAUGACUUAACAUUGAAAUUAUCAGAAGUCUUAUUUAUAAAUGAUGUGAUUGUAAAACAUAAACAGUCUGGUGCAAAACCCCAGUUAUUGCACGAGGACUGGGAAUACUUGCAGUUACAUUGUGCCUUAUAUAUUAAUAGUGAUUUAUCUGGUGUUUCGCGUACAAUGAUGCCAAAAAAAAUUGCUAGAGGUUGUGUUCAGCGUUUGAAAGGAAAACAUGGACGGUUUCGUGGUAAUUUAUCUGGUAAAAGAGUAGACUUUACAGCCCGUUCUGUCAUUUCACCAGAUCCAAAUCUUCGAAUAGAAGAAGUUGGUGUUCCAGUUCGAAUGGCCAAAAUUUUAACAUAUCCUCAAAAAGUAUGUCCAGCUAACAUUGAAUUAAUGCGUAAGCUGGUGAUGAACGGUCCUGAAAUUCAUCCUGGUGCUAAUUUUGUUGAACUUCAAGGUUCUAAGUUGAAAAAAUACUUGAGAUUUGGAAAUAGACCGGCUAUAGCAAAAGAUUUAAAAAUUGGAGAUAUUGUUGAAAGACAUUUAUCUGAUGGCGAUAUUGUAUUAUUCAACCGACAGCCUAGUCUUCAUAGAUUAAGUAUUAUGUGUCACCGUGCAAAGGUUUUAGAACAUAAUACAUUAAGAUUUAACGAAUGUGUAUGUACUCCUUAUAAUGCUGAUUUUGAUGGUGAUGAAAUGAAUUUACAUUUGCCACAAACUGAAGAAGCUAGAGCUGAAGCUGCUUUGUUAAUGAUUAACAAAUCAAAUCUUGUCACACCAAGAAAUGGAGACAUUCUCAUUGCUGCUACCCAAGAUUUUAUUACCGGAGCAUAUUUAUUAACACAUAAGAAUACAUUUCUUAACCAGAGAGAUUCUAGUAGAUUAAUUGGUUGGUUAAUGUCUGGGGAUGAUAUUAAUAUUGAUUUAACACUUCCGCGUCCUGCUAUUCUAAAGCCUCACAAACUUUGGACUGGAAAGCAAAUAUUAAGUAUAAUCAUGAGACCAAGUAAAAAAUGUCAGGUGAAAGCUAAUUUGCGAUGUAAAGGAAAAUCAUAUACUCGUGAUGAAGAAUUUUGCUUUAAAGAUUCAUAUGUUUACAUAAGGAAUUCUGAGUUAUUGGCAGGUACUAUGGAUAAGGCAACAUUGGGUUCAGGUAGUAAAUCAAACAUAUUUUAUGUGUUGUUGGCCGAUUGGGGUUCUGAUGUCUGCUGCAAAGUCAUGUGGCGUUUAACACGUCUUACAUCAUACUUUUUAAUGUUACGAGGAUUUUCAAUUGGCAUUGGUGAUGUUACACCUAGUGAUGAUUUGCUGCAAUCUAAAAAUGAAUUGGUUAUAAAUGGAAAUGCGCUAUGUGAAGAAAAUAUUCGUUUGAGAAAUUCAAAAGAAUUGAAAUGUCAACCCGGUUGUAAUAUGGAUGAAACUUUAGAGGCAAAUAUUUUAAAGCAACUGUCUGGCAUUCGAGAUUCUGUUGGUAAAGCUUGUUUAUCAGAGCUUCAUUUUACCAAUGGUCCAUUGGUCAUGGCACUCUCAGGUUCUAAAGGAUCCAAUAUUAAUAUAUCUCAGAUGAUUGCAUGUGUGGGCCAACAAGCCUUGAGUGGACAUCGUGUUCCAGAUGGAUUUGAGUCUAGAUCAUUACCACAUUUUAAACGAUUUUCAAAAACUCCAGAAGCCAAAGGCUUUGUCGAGAACAGUUUUUAUUCAGGUCUAACCCCAACAGAAUUUUUCUUUCACACAAUGGGUGGUCGUGAAGGUCUUGUGGAUACUGCUGUAAAAACAGCUGAAACCGGAUACAUGCAACGUCGGCUUGUCAAGUCUUUGGAAGAUCUGUGUGUCCAUUAUGACAACACUGUACGCAAUGCUUUUGGAGAUGUCAUACAAUUUGAAUUUGGAGGUGACAGCUUAGAUCCUACUUACACAGAAGGUGAUGGUGUCCCAGUUGAUUUCAAACGUGUAUAUUUCAAUGUAACUGCUAAUUACCCAUGCACUGAUGAAUGCACAUUAGACUCUGAAGAAAUAUUGAAAAUUACUGAAGAUGUGUUAUUAUCUGAGAAUUUCCAAAAUGUAAAUACUAUCUUCACAGAAGAAUUGAGAAAUUUUGGAAAAAAUUUAUCAAAUAACAUGGCAGAAUUAAGAAAAAAGUGGUUGAAUUUAGAAGUUUCAAAAAUACAACGAAUUACUUAUACACAGCUUAUAAAAUUUUAUGUGACUUGCCUUACCAAGUAUAUGGCUGCUGUUAUUGAACCAGGAACUCCUGUUGGUGCUAUAGCAGCUCAAAGUAUCGGCGAACCUGGUACACAAAUGACAUUAAAAACCUUUCACUUUGCUGGUGUUGCUUCAAUGAAUAUUACUCAAGGGGUUCCAAGAAUCAAAGAAAUAAUUAACUCAAGUAAAAAUAUAAGUACUCCCAUUAUCACAGCAUACUUAGAAAAUGACAAAGACAAAGAAUUUGCAAGGAUUGUCAAAGCUCGUAUUGAACAAACAACACUUACUGAAGUUUGUAGUUUUAUCGAUGUAGUACUUGAUAGCGCUGAAUGCUAUCUAUUGAUACACAUAGAUAUGAACCGUAUUAAAUUAUUACAAUUAGAAGUAACAAUCGAGACAAUAAGAGAUAGUAUACUUUCUACUCCACGAAUUGGAAUUAAAGCAAAUCAAGUGAACAUUGAUAAUGAAUCAUGUGUUAGUAUAUCUUUGCCAUCAAAAGGCACCCAAUCAUUAAACAAUUGGAUAAAUAUAUAUUCACAAAACUUACAAAAAGUGGUUAUUAAGGGUAUAAGUGCAGUAUCACGCGCUGUAAUUCACGAAGAAGAUGAUAAUGGUGAAAUUCGUUACAAAUUACUUGUAGAAGGUGAUAAUUUACGAGAGGUAAUGGCAACGCCCGGAGUAAUAGGAAAAAGAUGUACCAGCAAUAAUACAUUUCAAGUGUGGAAUGCACUCGGCAUAGAAGCAUCUAGGGCAACAAUAAUAUCAGAAAUUGAUAGUGUGAUGGGCAAUCACGGAAUAUCUAUCGAUCCUAGACAUCCUAUGCUGAUUGCUGAUUUGAUGACAAGUCGUGGUGAAUUAUUGGGUAUAACACGGUUUGGUUUAUCAAAAAUGAAAGAGUCUGUGCUGAAUCUUGCUUCGUUCGAAAAAACUUCUGAUCAUUUAUUUGAUGCCGCAUAUUAUGGACAGACGGAUACAAUAAAUGGCGUGUCUGAGAGUAUUAUUAUGGGUAUACCGAUCAACUUGGGUACAGGAUUCUUCAAACUGAUUUAUAAGACCAAAAACAAAACUAUAGAUUUUCCAAGGCAAACAUUUGUAUUUGAUGACGCAGAUCUUCACGAAAAAGGGUGUUAUUGGCAAUGAUUCAAUAAACACAUAAUAUACUAAUCAUUGACUUUAAAUUAUUUGUUAAAUUGUUGUGUUCAAUCUGUGAUAUUAAUUAAUUUUUAAUGUAUUUUUGUGUAGUAUGUACCUAAAAAUGUAUUUUUAUUCUUGUAAUAAAUGAAUAGUGAAUAACAUAAUAAUUUUAUGAGAAAUUAAUUUAUAGAUACUUAUUUUAUAUGAGAAUAUGAUAUAUCACAAAAAUUACAAUUCACAAUAAUUUAUUAUUGCCAUUUAGUCUAAGGUUCUUUUUUUAAAAAAAAAAAACAGACAAUUCCAUUUAAAAAUGUACUGUACAUCCUAAAAUAUUAAUUUAUUUACAUUCAGUCAACUAUUAAUAAAGUGUAAAAAUUUGAUUUAUAUUAGUAUUUAUUAACUGUACGUUUGUUUUUAUUUACACAGUUUAGUAUAGAUUUAACAUAAAUUAAUUAUGAACUUUAUACUUAAUAAUCAUAAUUUUUGUAAACAAUUGUAUAUUUUUCUAAUUAGUUAUGUUUAUAUUGUAUAUCAUACUGUUAUACCAACAAUUAUUUGAUUGAAAUAACUUAUACUGGUAAACAUGGUAUUAGUAAUAAGUAAUUGACCAUCAUCGACUGUUAAUGUUAAAAACCAUUUAUAUUUUCAAAACAAUUAAAAUUAUAUUUUCCAAUAAUGUUUAAUAAUAAUAAUACAUUUUUAGUUGUCCGUGUGGUCACUGCAAUAUUGUAUGAAUCUUCAAAUUAACCAAUAACAGUUCUUAUAUUUUCCAUUUAUUGGAGAUUUUUAAAAGUUGGUGACAACAGGUAGCGUAAUAAAUAUUUCUAAUUUAAUGUCAAUCUUACCAUUACAUUUUAAAUAUCUAAACUAAACAAGAACACAUUUAUUUUAUUAAAAACCUAUUUUUAGAUGAUCAGCGUCGCAGGCACGCAUUUAGAUGGGUGGAGCAAAUGUACCCUGUUACUCAAAGGCAAACAUUUUUAAUCCAUUUAGGGGGCGGAAAAUGUAUAUUGACAUUAUAUAUUGUGUAUUCUAUCAAAAAUAAAAUAAAUUUAUAUUA